Carassius auratus (goldfish) is the source of this 2758-nucleotide messenger RNA. Its product is annotated as frizzled-7-A-like. The transcript has 2 exons. Gene Ontology annotation, cellular component: plasma membrane. Gene Ontology annotation, biological process: non-canonical Wnt signaling pathway; canonical Wnt signaling pathway. Lineage: Eukaryota; Metazoa; Chordata; Actinopteri; Cypriniformes; Cyprinidae. The record is from RefSeq and is a predicted model, not a curated record. Gene Ontology annotation, molecular function: Wnt-protein binding; Wnt receptor activity. The coding region runs from base 343 to 2001 and encodes 552 amino acids.
GUUUAUCGUUACUGUGGUGCAAUGUGGAGUUCGCGUAUCAACUUUACAGAGAUAGAGCUGCAGAUUCAACAGGAGUGGCGGAGAAAGUUUUUUUUUUACAGUGUUUUGUAAGGGAGAGGAGGGCCGAGCUCAAAGGGAGGCUGAUAUUUGGGAAUUCUGAUGAUGAAAUAUGUGGAGUCGUAUCGAAAAAGGGGUCAUGAAUACCUGAACGCAAAAAAACUCUGAGCUGGAGAAUAGUUUGUGAUUCGCCGUGAAGCCUACGAGUGAUCGGACACGUCUGGAGGAGUAACGUUAACUUAGCACAAGCCGAAGUUUCGCUAAACACUCAAAUUCUAGCAAUCAAUGAUGGCAGUAUGGAAAGUCAGUCCAUGCCUCUUAUUCAUCACAACACUUCUGCUUGGACUGUCUUCCGCCCAGAAUCACGGAGAGAUGGGUAUCUCAGUCCCAGAGCACGGGUUUUGCCAACCCAUAUCCAUCCCCCUGUGCACUGACAUCCAAUAUAACCAAACUAUCAUGCCAAACCUCCUGGGACACACCAACCAGGAGGACGCAGGAUUGGAGGUGCACCAGUUCUACCCCCUGGUCAAAGUUCAGUGUUCUCAAGAUCUGAAGUUUUUCCUCUGUUCCAUGUAUGCGCCAGUGUGUACAGUUCUAGAACAGGCAAUACCCCCCUGUCGCUCUUUGUGUGAGCGUGCAAGACUAGGGUGCGAGGCCCUCAUGAACAAGUUCGGUUUCCAGUGGCCCGAACGACUCCGCUGUGAGAACUUUCCCGUACAUGGAGCUGGAGAGAUCUGUGUAGGACAGAACAAAUCAGACCCCGACAUCCCAACGACGGACCCCACGCCAUAUAUACCAGAGCCGUUCUCUCCACGCAUGCAUCAGCCACGCCAAAGUCAGGCUUUCACUUGCCCUCUCCAACUCACAGUCCCUUCCUACCUCAAUUACCAGUUCUUGGGGGCAAAAAACUGUGGCGCCCCUUGUGAACACAAACAGCCGCAUGGUGUGAUGUACUUUAAAGAGGAAGAGAUCCGAUUUGGUCGGCUCUGGGUGGGAAUCUGGUCUAUCCUGUGCUGUGUGAGUACCCUGUUCACGGUCCUCACAUACCUUGUGGAUAUGCGCCGGUUCCGUUACCCGGAACGCCCCAUCAUCUUCCUCUCUGGUUGUUACUUUAUGGUGGCGGUGGCUUAUGCAGCCGGGUUUUUGCUGGAGGAUAAAGUGGUCUGCAUUGACAAGUUCAGGGAUGAUGCUUAUAGAACUGUGGCUCAAGGGACUAAAAAGGAGGGCUGCACCAUUCUCUUCAUGAUCCUGUAUUUCUUCGGCAUGGCCAGCUCAAUCUGGUGGGUGAUCCUGUCUCUCACGUGGUUCCUUUCUGCUGGAAUGAAAUGGGGCCAUGAAGCUAUCGAAGCCAACUCUCAAUAUUUCCACCUGGCAGCAUGGGCCGUCCCCGCUGUGAAGACCAUCACCAUCCUCGCCUUGGGACAUGUGGAUGGCGACCUUCUGACCGGCGUAUGCUACGUCGGCAUCUACAGCACAGAUGCCCUUCGUGGAUUCGUCCUUGGCCCCCUCUUCGUUUACCUCUUCAUUGGAACGUCUUUCCUUCUGGCAGGAUUUGUCUCACUGUUCCGCAUCCGCACCAUUAUGAAGCAUGACGGCACCAAGACGGAAAAGCUGGAGAAGCUGAUGGUGCGUAUCGGCGUAUUCAGCGUCCUCUACACUGUUCCAGCUACCAUCGUAAUCGCGUGUUACUUCUACGAACAAGCGUUCCGUGAACAGUGGGAAAAAACCUGGCACAUGCAGACGUGCAAGCGCUUUGCCGUGCCAUGCCCGGCCAACAACUUUGCGCCAAUGACACCAGAUUUCACUGUGUUUAUGAUUAAGUACCUCAUGACAAUGAUCGUAGGAAUCACGUCAGGAUUCUGGAUCUGGUCUGGAAAAACUCUACAGUCAUGGCGCAGGUUUUACAAGAGGCUGGGCAACAACCAGGGCGAGACGACGGUGUAAACUGAACUUUGUGGACCGUAUGUGAGAAAUACAGGUCAAUAUUGAAAGGAAAUGUGAACUCCAGUCAGGUCACACAUACUAUGCUGAACCAUGCUCAUGGUAGAAGACACUGCUGUGUGUGCCCAGCAUGAUGCUUUCCCAACACUUUUGAAAGCACAACUCCAAAGAACAUGCAUUUUUCCAAUUGACAAUCUCAAAAUGCCUUUUAAACGUUAAGCCUUGGAAACCCUACUAAUGAUUUCAUUGGAAAAGAUGGCAGAACUCUCAUCUUCCAUACUGAUGUGUGGACUUGAAUGAUGACUUUUGUUAUCAGGAGCAUACGCUACCAUGGCAGCCAAAAAUGUCUGCAAUUUAGUCUUGUGCCUUGCAGUACUGAUAAAUUCCCAUUGUUGGAUGAAUGUCUCUUUUGUUUUUUUUUAACAACAUUUUUGGUCAUUUUCUCAUAAAUUACAUAUUUUAGUAUUUUAGUUGCACAUGGCCAUUUAUUUAGAUUUUAGGAACCAGUUCAGUUUAAUGUUCAAGUCAGGUCUCAUCAAGUAAUUUAAUAUUCUGCCAUUUUAAAGGCCUUAGCGAUGUGAAAGAGACUCGCAGGAUUAUUAAUGUUUAGCGGAGAAGUCUGUAUAGGAGGAAAUGUCACCAUGUUUCAUAAUUUGUAAAUAUCACAUUUCUGUCAAAAGAUGUAUGAUGUAUUUAAGCAGAUUCAUUUUGUUUAAGGGCUUUUUCAGUUUCACUUAAUAAAGUGAUUUGAUUUUUUAAA